AUGUGUAAGGCAUUACAUGCCAAUUUUAGGGAUAAAGGGUUUAGAGGGGUGGCACUGAAGGAAUUAUUGUGGGUUGCAGUAUCGGCUUACACUGAUAUUGAGUUCAAAUAUCACAUGGAAGAGAUUAAGAAGUUGAAUCCUACGGCCUUCGAGUAUCUAGAGAAGAUUGACCCUAGUGGAUGUUCAAGAUUGUGGUUCAAUGACUAUCCAAAGUGCGACCUUCUUGUCAACAACAUCUCUGAGUGUUUCAACUCAUAUAUCAUCAAGGCUCGUGACAAGCCGAUUCUGACAAUGUUGGAGAUGAUUAGGAAGCAACUCCAAAGAAGGUACCAACUAAAAAGAGAUGGCAUUAAAACUUUGAAGGGCAAGUUGUGCCCUAGAAUUGUUGACAAGCUUGAGGCGAUUGGGGAAGAGGCAACAAACUGUCUUUCCCGUUAUGCUGGUGAUGACCUCUUUGAAGUAGAGCAGGGACGUAGAACGUAUGUCGUGGAUUUGAGGAAGAGGACAUGUGGGUGCAAGAAGUGGGAGAUGACUGGGAUUCCAUGUGCACAUGCACAUUCUGCAAUUACCUUCCAUGAACACAAUUCGGAGGAUUAUGUGGAUCACUGCUAUAGCAUUGAGAUGUACAAGAAGGCGUAUUCUCCCAUUAUAUAUCCAAUUCCUAGUGAGGAACAGUGGAUUCGGACCAACCAUGGUGUUUUGGAACCGCCUAGAUUACGAGUGACCCCGAGUAGACCUUGA
Alnus glutinosa is the source of this 741-nucleotide messenger RNA. RefSeq lists its product as uncharacterized. Lineage: Eukaryota; Viridiplantae; Streptophyta; Magnoliopsida; Fagales; Betulaceae. The record is from RefSeq and is a predicted model, not a curated record. Gene Ontology annotation, molecular function: zinc ion binding. The transcript has a single exon. Bases 1 to 741 code for a protein of 246 amino acids.